AUGGCAGCCACCAAUAUCAAUCACGAAGGAUACGAACGCCGGAUUCUCGCCCUUGGGGGUAUUGUGAAAGGACUCGGUCUCGAUACGUCUUCCAUAUCCCCAGUCGAGUACGUGGAUCAUGCUCCAUUUGCAUUCAACAACUUCGUCUACAAGGUCGAACUGGCAAAGCCAGCAACUGCUGCACAUUUCAAGACCAGGGCAAAAAAGGCGUAUAUCUUUGCAGCCUUCCAAGGGACAACUCUUCUUGAUAGCCUCCAUGACCACUUCGGUGGCCUGACUUUUGCAGCCAACAGUCAAAUUGUUGGAGGCCAGAUGCCACUUCUACCAGAAGGUCCUUGGCAGAGGUACAAAGAACUGUGGGUUGCUCGCUUCAAACAGCAACUCAAAGGCGCCGACAACAGCUCCUUGCUCAACAGCUGGAGAGUGAAUGGCAUCCGUGAUCGCAUUGAUAAGUUUGUCAACGACCAUGGAAUUGCAGAAUUGCUAAAGGGUGUGGACACUGCACAACGGGUGCUUGUCCACGGUGAUUUAAAAAGCCAUACGGGAAUAUUUCUACUUGCGAGCGACGACCUGUCCCCCGAACACAAGGUCAAGUGGAAGAUUGCCCGGGCCUGGGACGCCUUGCUGGCAGCCAGAGGUGCUAUUAGGCCAUCAUCGAUCCAUGGGAUCGACAGACUGGAGAGAUUGAGACAGUUCGAGGAGCUGCUAUGCCCGUUUGACCUUGGAAAUGAAGUCAUGAUAGAGCGCCUCAAGCGGAAGACGCCGGAGUGGGUGGAAGUGAAAAGAGAGGCAGCCAUGAACCAGCUAUUGGCAUUCCUGGAUUCGGUCGCAGCAUAA
Molecule: messenger RNA, 837 nt
Organism: Neoarthrinium moseri
Lineage: Eukaryota; Fungi; Ascomycota; Sordariomycetes; Amphisphaeriales; Apiosporaceae
Exons: 4
Coding region: 1-837 (278 amino acids)
Source: RefSeq, a predicted model, not a curated record